Aedes aegypti (yellow fever mosquito) is the source of this 4309-nucleotide messenger RNA. RefSeq names its product protein PAT1 homolog 1. Gene Ontology annotation, molecular function: RNA binding. Gene Ontology annotation, biological process: deadenylation-dependent decapping of nuclear-transcribed mRNA; P-body assembly. Gene Ontology annotation, cellular component: P-body. The record is from RefSeq and is a predicted model, not a curated record. Lineage: Eukaryota; Metazoa; Arthropoda; Insecta; Diptera; Culicidae. The transcript has 2 exons. Bases 407 to 2671 code for a protein of 754 amino acids.
UACACGUCUUCUUCAAAAAUUACUGCAUUAGAGAAUUACAGUCAUCUCCAGUACGAAAAUUUAAUUUUGUUUACUUUUCAAAGAUAAGUCUGGUUGAAUACUUUUUCGUGGUAUGAGCCCUUUUCACUAGUUACGCUAGAGCGGCAGUUUGUUUUGUAAUCGGUGUGUAAUCGCGCUGUCAACAGUGAAGGUGAUCCGAAAACAGUUUUGUUUUGUUGAAAUUUCGAAUCGUAAAAAUUGUGCAAAGUUCGCUUGAUUCGCAAAAAAAAAAACGCUGUGCAAAAAUCAAAUUAAUCAAUCAACAAGUGAUACUACUCUAGUGUUAACAGGUGAACAUCUCCACAAUUGUAUAACAUGAGUUGAAAAUCCCCCACUAAAUUGUAAGGUGUCGGACGGACGGAAGGGAAUGGAUUCGUUUUUCGACUUCGACACUGGCUUACCGCCGUCGAUUGAAUCCGAUGCGGGACGAGGCCGCAGUUUUUCCAGACACGGGAUCGACUCCGAAGAGGGCGAAUACGAUGCACUCAAUGAUGAAACAUUCGGUGAUCCGGACAAUAAGGGAGAUUGGGAGGAUAUGCAUGAGAUACUGGUGCGAAUGGCAAAGGGGGACGAUGGGAUCAAAGUGGGGAAGGAAGAAUUACUGGACGAUGAUGAUCUGGAUCUACACUUCUCGACGUUUGACCUUACGGACGGAGAUGAGAGUUUGUGCAGUAGCGGAGGAGACUUAAGUCUAGACGAUGAGGUCUACAACCGGCUUAGAUUGGAUCCCAGUAUUUGGGAUAGCCCGGUGAAUGCACCAGAAGUCCAAGCCUUUCCGCAAUUCAAGCAUGGGACACUUGUCCAAAAUGAAGCGAAACGGCCUCUGAGACUCGAUUUACCUACCGCUCCGAUCAAAAUGCUGUCAGUAGCUGAUAUUGAGCGGAAUAUAAUUGAACAACAGCGUUUGAAAAAGGAGAAAGAACAUCAAUUAAAACUACAUCAGCAAAAUAGGAAAAACAAGGAAGUCAGGAAAUCUAUUCCUUUGCCGACAGUAACCCCAGCUAUGCAACAGUUGCUUCCUUCGGCACAGUUUAUGGCAGUCCGGAAUCAAAUGUUUCCUCCGCCACCCCUGCUGAAUCACCAAUCUCGUAUCCCAGUGGGAUUUUUACCGUACAACUUCCUCCCGACACAUUAUCCAACGCCAAUCAACAAUUUGGCAAUGCAUCCAGGCUUUCCCGCUGGAAUUGGUCACCAGCUUGGGCUGUUCCCCCGCAUUCCGUUACCUAUUCAGCCAAGCCUAAUUCCCAACGUCCAAAAUAAUCAAUUCAAUCGGAAAUUAGUGCAGGAAAUACAACAAAAUCAUCCCUUGCUUUCUUUUCAUCGCCAGCAGAAUUUGCGCGACCAGCAUAAGAAACAACGAUACUUCAGCAACAUUCCAAACGGCGCAGACUUCGACGAGCACGCCAACAUGAUGACCAAUCGCGAAAAACAGUGGCUUAUCGGCAUUCAGCUGACCCAACUGAACUCGGACACACCCUAUAUUAACGACUACUACUUCACCGUCUACAAGGAGCGCCUGGCCAAACUGAAGGGAUCCAACGAGAGCACAACGUACCAGGAUAAUCAGCUGAACCACCCCUUCACGCAACCCAAAGGCCAUGCUCAACUCCUGUUGAUGUCUUCGUUGGCAAUUUCGCACCGGGACCGCAAGAAUUCCGAAUCGACAAAGAACGGUGAACAAAAAGACCACCAGCCCAGAUCGUACACUCCGCUACAGUUUGAGAAUUCCCUCGGCAAGCUGCAGUGCGGCAGCGUGAAGGCCCCCCGGAAGAUUAUCGACAUGGACGUGGUCGGCCAAGAAACACCCACACAGUCCAGCUCCUCAGGUCUGCGCAAGUCUCGCCACAUUCUGCUCCACAUUGAAACUCUGUACAAGCUGGUGCUGAAAAUGGAAGAUUUGAAGAACCCCACGGCGAUCGAAGCCGCUCGGAUUACCAAGGAGAAACGAGAGAGGGAGAACUACGAGGAAGUACCAACCAUAGAACCGGAAUCGUUUGAUGAACUGCUCGAAAUUUUGGUGGGUGGCCUCAGCCUUGAUAAAGUAACGCCAAUACUCGGUGUUCGUAAGGGCAAAGUUCUGCUUCGUCGCGUCUGCGUCUUGCUGAGAGAUCAUCCCGACCGCUGGACGCUCUGGAAGUCCAUCUUUUUGGCAAUUCCGCUCAUGCUGAAGAAGGACCGCGACGACCAGGACGGAAUUCUGUUCGGCUUGUACACCGAGUUCGAGCGACACGUGCAAUAUAGUACAUUCUUGGACCUGCUGAAACUUUCCCAACUGAUUGCUACCGAAAAGGUUCUCCAAUAUCUGACCAGCUGCAAGUUCUUGCUCUCCUCCAUCAUCACUAUCGUGUUCCAAAUGGAGGUGUUCUUCUCCAAGAACGACACCCCUCAGAACGAAACCGACUCGUGGAUUCAGUGUUUGAGUCUCGUCACGAGCACAACCAACAAGUUGCUGUCUUCUAAGAGUUCAGCUAAGCCGCCCAGCGCCCAUCACACCAUCAAGAUCGAGCGGGAGAACCGUAUUGUGGGCACGGUUCGGGCACACCUGGAACGCUUUCGGCAGCACGUGAAGGGAAACGACUUUCUGGACUUCAUCACGGAAGGGGAAGACACGGGGUCCAGUGAUGCGAAGUAAUCUCAGGGGUAAAGGAUGAGUUCAAUAAUAUGUUUAUUUCAGCACACCUUCGAUGGAUAGCACUCAUAAAAAUUUAAAAUUAUGCAGACCACAUUCCUAAAUCAAUAUAUAUGUUUUGGUUUCCUGUAGGAAUAUGAUGUCCGUUCGAACACGCUAGCGAUGCUGAAUGGCUUCAAAUUGUUGCUUUUGUGAUGUUGAAUUUUGCAUAAAAGUCUCAGUAGCCAGUAGGUAAUUUUAAGGAUAUGUACAAAUAUGCUCCGAGAGAGAGCAAAAUUGAUGAUUUUUUCUCUGUUAGCUCAAAGAUUGAAGACAAAUACGAAUUCGAAAUCUAGUCUUUAGUGAAAGUCAAAGCACUUAACGAGACAACGCAUUCCAGAUGCACAAAAAUCAAAUUGCCUUUAGGAAUUGACAAAUUUGCAUAUUAAGUAUGGGAAUAAAAACACGAAUGUGUUUAUUUGAUCGCGUUUUCAAUAAUAUGAGCAUGUUAACUCAUAAGCUAUGGGAGCUACUCAAUAGUUAUGCUCAAAAUGCUCGAAUUUGAGCAAACACUUAUAUUUCUUGAAAUGUUGAGAUUUGAUUCAUAUCUAGAUGUACCGUAAAACGGGGUGAAUAAAAAAAUGGGAGUCGAAAAGAAAUAGAGCGACUUACAGUUUAAAAAAAAACUUUAAAUAAACCUUCUAAUGGUAAUAUAUUUCAACACCGUUAUAAAACAGUGCGUGGUAUUUCUUAGUACUGUUUUUGUUGGUUGGAAAAAUACGCCUUUUUCUCAUUCAUUAUUUUGAUAAAAAGUAAGAUGAUAUGCGACGGAAUUGCAAAAAAAAAUCCACUAAUAAUCCAAUACUAACAGAGUAUUGCUAUAUUAUUUUCGAAUUAAUAAUUUUGCAACCUUUUUUUUAUGCACAGUCAAUUGGUUAAUUAAUGAUCAUGAAGGCAAUUCCCGCGCCCGCCUAAAGUAUUUUGUUGUUAUAAGGUAUUAACGUUUUGCAAUUUACAUGUACACAACGAAACACGUGUCAAAUGUACAAAUUGAAAUUGAAACUGCGAAAAUUGUCAUGAAGGCAAUUCGAAUUCAGUUCGCCUUCGAGCGUCGGGGUCUCUCAAGGGGCUCCGCAGCUUGUAGGUUGAAGCGCCCAUCUAGUCGUGGGUUCGAUCCCCAUUGGAGCACGUGGUUUCUUUUCGCAGUUUCAAUUUCAAUUUGUACAAUUGACACGUGUUUCGUCGUGUACAUGUAAACUCCAAAUGUUAAAACCUUAUAACAGCAACAUUUUUUAUGUAAAAAUAACAAGAAAAUAUUAGAAUCUUAUGCGUUUUAGAUAGCUAGAAACAUCCUAUCUAAAGAUUUGCACUAAAAAUUACGUCUGUAUAUCUGUGGUGAAAAUAUUUAAAAAUGAAGCAAUUUCCGAUGUUUUAAAGGAAAAAACUAUUGAUGCGGUAAAUUUGAUUUUUUGAGUAUAUCCCAUAGCCAUUAACAAUGCACUUGAGAACAGUCAGUGAAGUAUUUCCACGACCGCGUUUUUCAUUGAUUAAAUUGUUUCUGUUAGUGUUGUUAUUGUUGUCGGGCUUCUCCAAAAAGAAAACAAAGUGUUCGUUUUAUUAUCUUGUUAUUUUUUUCAUCUCUUAUUAUUGGCAUUACGUCCG